Molecule: messenger RNA, 1254 nt
Organism: Ochlerotatus camptorhynchus
Lineage: Eukaryota; Metazoa; Arthropoda; Insecta; Diptera; Culicidae
Product: aldo-keto reductase family 1 member B1-like
Exons: 3
Coding region: 104-1060 (318 amino acids)
Cellular component (GO): cytosol
Molecular function (GO): aldose reductase (NADPH) activity
Source: RefSeq, a predicted model, not a curated record
UGCCUGCCUACUACCAUUUGUUGUGGUGCUCACUCAUUUUGAUUUUUUUGGUAAAAGAUUGGAAAAAUUUCCGAACCUCUUUGGACGAACUCAGCUGACAGUCAUGGCAACCAAGAUUCCCAACGCUAUCUUCAGCAAUGGAAAGAGCAUUCCUAUGAUCGGACUAGGAACGUGGAACUCUCCUCCAGGUGUGGUCGCGCAAGCAGUGAAAGAUGCAAUUGAUAUCGGCUACCGGCACAUCGAUUGCGCCCACGUGUACCAAAAUGAGCAUGAGGUGGGUGACGGGCUUGAAGCAAAAAUACAAGAUGGGACGAUCAAGAGGGAGGACGUCUUCGUAACCAGCAAACUAUGGAACACGUUCCAUCGUCCCGAUUUGGUGGAAGGCGCUUUGAAGGUCACUUUGAAGAACCUCAAGCUCGACUACUUGGAUCUUUAUUUGAUCCACUGGCCUGUGGCCUACAAGGAAGGUGACGAGCUCUUCCCAAUGGGUCCUGAUGGCAAAACGUUCAUCUUUUCCGAUGCUGACUACGUGGACACCUGGAAGGCCAUGGAGAAGUUGGUCGAUGCGGGCCUUGUCAAGAACAUUGGUCUAUCGAAUUUCAAUUCAAAGCAAAUUCAACGUGUAUUGGACGUAGCCAGCAUCAAACCUGUCUGCAAUCAAAUCGAAUGCCACGCAUACUUGCAUCAAUCCAAGCUGACUGCCUUCUGCACCGAAAAAGGAAUAAUCGUGACCGCUUACAGUCCACUGGGGUCGCCAGCAAGACCGUGGGUCAAGCAGGACGACAUUGUUCUUUUGAAUGAUCCGAAUCUUAAGGCGAUCGCAGAGAAGCAUGGUAAGGAACCGGCUCAGAUUCUGAUUCGCUAUCAGAUCCAGCUUGGCCACGUGGUGAUUCCAAAAUCGGUCACCAAGUCCAGAAUCGCUUCUAACUUUGACGUUUUCAGUUUCGAGCUGAACGGCGACGAUAUGAAACAACUUGCAGCGCUCGAGCGCAACGAACGUAUCUGUCCGGAAUUCGGAGCUUUUGGUCAUCCUCAUCAUCCCUUUGAGAAAGAAGAAUAAUUUACCGCUGCACAGUUCCACGAUUGGGAGGUGGAAUGUAUCAUUGGAACGGGUGCUCUAUCGCAAUUUAGCCAGAUUAUGCGCGCAUGAUGGAGACGACUAUUAAGUGUAAUUUUUAGUAAGUAUGUGCAAGGUCGUGCAUGGCGCGUGGUGGUAAACCGUUGUUUGCAGUCAGUGGAAAAUUUCUAGGCAUA